Theobroma umbraticum is the source of this 1396-nucleotide messenger RNA. RefSeq names its product Synaptobrevin family protein (gene SEC22). NCBI's taxonomy places the organism in Eukaryota, Viridiplantae, Streptophyta, Magnoliopsida, Malvales, Malvaceae. Gene Ontology annotation, molecular function: SNAP receptor activity. Gene Ontology annotation, biological process: endoplasmic reticulum to Golgi vesicle-mediated transport; retrograde vesicle-mediated transport, Golgi to endoplasmic reticulum. The record is from RefSeq and is a predicted model, not a curated record.
ACCGCAAUCUCAAAGGUACAAUCCCCGAAUAACACGACGCUCUGAAAAUCGUAGCUCAAAAAAAAAAAAAAAGAAAAGAAAAGAAAAGAAAGAAAGAAAACCAAAAUCGCAGCCAUCAUUUCUUUUUUCUAUUUUCUUUCUUAUAAUAAAACCCCUAUUUUUGAACGUUCCCUUUCCCUUUUCCCCUUAUUUCAACCGCCUAAGUCUUGUCGGACCAUCGGUCCUUUCCCCUUCCACAGAUCGUUGAAUUGAAGAAAAAAUCCAAAGACCCACAUUCUAUAACCAGGGUGUUGAUUUUGCUUCUAGUUCAGUUUGAAGGGAUUUUGUGUAGCUGAGAAAUAGGGAGUAAAGAUGGUGAAGAUGACAAUGAUUGCUCGUGUUACUGACGGUCUUCCUCUGGCGGAGGGACUGGAUGAUGGUCGUGAUCUCAAAGAUGCUGAAAUGUACAAACAGCAAGUCAAGGCUUUGUUUAAGAAUCUCUCCAAAGGCCAGAAUGAGGCUUCAAGGAUGUCGAUUGAAACUGGCCCAUAUGUGUUUCACUAUAUCAUUGAAGGACGUGUUUGUUACUUGACAAUGUGUGACCGUGCUUAUCCUAAGAAACUUGCCUUUCAAUAUCUGGAAGACCUCAGGAAUGAAUUUGAGCGUGUUAAUGGAGCUCAUAUUGAGACAGCUGCCAGGCCUUAUGCCUUUAUUAAAUUUGAUACAUUCAUACAGAAGACAAAAAAAUUGUACCAGGACACCCGUACUCAACGGAAUAUUGCAAAGUUGAAUGAUGAACUCUAUGAAGUUCACCAAAUAAUGACUCGCAAUGUACAAGACGUUCUUGGUGUUGGUGAAAAGUUGGACCAGGUCAGUCAAAUGUCCAGUCGUUUGACAUCAGAAUCUCGCAUCUAUGCUGACAAGGCAAGAGAUUUAAAUCGACAGGCUUUAAUUCGGAAGUGGGCUCCUGUUGCUGUUGUGUUAGGAGUUGUUUUCCUCCUCUUCUGGGUGAAAGCAAAGCUAUGGUGAUUCAACUGUGCUUCAUAGUUGUAAGAACUCAUCAUGGAAUUUCUUGGGUUUCUCUGCGUUGCUGUGGAUAGCUUGUUGUCCACACUCCAGAGACCAAAAAUUGGAGUAAAUUCUGGUUUUUGUUCAUCACACAAUUCGGCGAAGCAUAGGGACAAGUUUGCAAUGUGGAAUUGUGAAGGAGAGACCCUCUUUUAAGAGCAUAUGUUCAAAGACAAAACUAUUCCUUUCUACAUGUAAAAGCUGGAACACGAUAGCGAAUAGUAAACUACUCAAAAUCUUCCUGUCGUAUUUAUUUUAAGUACUAGAACAUCAUUGCCAUUUUGUUUGAUGGAUUUACUAGCUUUUAAUUACUCUUAAUCCAUGGCAAAAAGGAGGCAAGAUCUACGAA